GCUUCCCCUUUCCCUCCUCUUCUCCUCUCCUCAUCCUCCCAUUCUCCAUCCCCUUCACACAGUUUCCCUCACCGUGAUAGAACCAUGACCGAAACCAUCCGCCCCGCCUUCACCGACCGACCCCGGCCACUCCUCUCCUACGGCAUUCCCUUCCCCGAUGCCGCCGCCCACCAUGUGGACGAUCUCUUCCAUGCAUCGCGCGUCCACAUCAUCUGCUCGGGGUCGCUAGCACGCAACACGGACGCUCUAGACCGACUCACGACCGCGCUGGGCCCGGAGAAGGUGGUGGGCACGCGCAUCGGGAUGCAAAGCCACACGCUGUGGUCCGAGGUGCUGGAGAUUGUGCACGAAGCAAAAGCCGCAGAGGUCGAUCUGCUGAUUACCCUGGGCGGGGGCAGUUUGACGGAUGCAGCGAAAGUUGUUGCCUUGGCCCUCUCCAACAACGCCCUGACUUCCCAAGCCCUCUCCACCCUGUCCACCACACCCCCAUCCCCUAACCCGAGCAUCCACCCCCCAACAAUCCCCAUCCUCUCCAUCCCCACCUCCCUCAGCGCGGGUGAAUACUCCCCCUUUGCCGGUGCCACCGACGACACCUCCCCGACCUCCGCACCCCAUAAACACUCCUUCCAGUCUCCGACGCGCGGACCCGAACUCAUCAUCCUCGAUCCAGCCCUAACCCACACUACGCCGGCCCGGAUCUGGCUCAGUACGGGUAUCCGGGCGGUUGAUCACUGCGUGGAGACGUAUUGCGCGGUGAAAGGGAUGACCUCUGAGACGGAUCAAUUGGCCUUGCAUGCGUUGGGGUUGUUGGUUCCGGGGUUGCUGAGAUGUAAAUUGGAUGGAGAGGGAGAGGCAGGGUUAGGGGCGAGAUUGGAUUGUGCCCUGGGCUCGGUGGAUGCUAUGGCUGCUUGUUCGAAGGGGACAGUACAGCUGGGGGCGAGUCAUGGGGUUGGACAUCAGCUCGGCCCCCUCGGCGUCCCCCACGGUGAAACAUCCUGUAUCCUCCUCCCCUCUGUAUGCAAAUACAAUGCCAAACACCGCGCCAACAACGAGCGCCAGGAUAGGUUGCGCGAGUUCUUACUACGGCAGGAGGGUGUGACGGCGGUGGUGCGGAAGUGGCAUCCCGAGAAGAAUAAUACAGAAGGGGUGGAAAAGGCAGACCUAGGCGACGUCCUCGAUGCCAUCAUCCGGGAACUAGGGCUACCGCGAACAUUAAAAGAAGUGGGGGUGGGACGUAACAACCUCGAUGGCCUGGCGGAGAAUAGUCUUUUGGAUCGAUGGUGUCGGUCAAAUCCGGUGCCGUUGGUUGAGAAGGAGCAGGUGUUGGAGAUUUUGGAGAUGGUGGUGGAAUAAGUAUUCCCCCCGCCUGUUUCUUCCCUCGAUCUCUCUCUUCUAUGUAAAGUGGAGUUCAGCUGUAAAGAUGGAA
Molecule: messenger RNA, 1426 nt
Organism: Aspergillus ibericus CBS 121593
Lineage: Eukaryota; Fungi; Ascomycota; Eurotiomycetes; Eurotiales; Aspergillaceae
Product: iron-containing alcohol dehydrogenase
Exons: 3
Coding region: 85-1353 (422 amino acids)
Cellular component (GO): mitochondrion
Molecular function (GO): alcohol dehydrogenase (NAD+) activity; metal ion binding
Source: RefSeq, a predicted model, not a curated record